AUGGGGUUUGGGUCGCAGCUGCUGCUGUUGAUGUGGAAGAACUAUACUCUCCGCAAGAGGCAAAAAGUUCGACUGUUACUUGAAAUAAUAUUUCCAUUGACUUUGUUCUUCAUCCUUGUAAUUGUCCGACAGCGUCCUGAUCUCAAAACCAAUCAUGGCAAUUGUCACUUUGAGGGGAAGCCAAUGCCUAGUUCUGGAAAUUUACCUUGGCUGCAGGGACUGGUGUGUACUUACAACAACACAUGUUAUGACACUGUCACUGCUGAUGAAAUGGCAGGUCAACUGGAAACAUUCAACACCUCCCUAUUAACUGAGAUAGUAAGCGACUUGACUCGUAUAUUAGAAGAUCAGAAUGCGUUAAAUGUGUAUCAGGACAUUGUAUAUGACUACUAUAUACUGAGAGAGGUGAUCGGAGGUAUACAGAAUGGUACUACUACAGGUUCGCUGAGUCUUGGGAAUUUUGUGGGUAGCAGACAAAAUUUGACCGAUCAACUUCAACAGCAAAACAUUUCCUUGUCACCAGAUGUUAUUGAUAUGGUUCUCAACUCCUCCAUCAACCUCAACAGGUAUGAUCUCUCCACUGUCAAUGAAAUACUGACUGACUUCAGCACCUGUCAGCAGAGUCCUCUUGUGUCUUCAGCUGCUGAUUUCCGUACCCUACUGUGUAAUACAGGAAAUCUCUCUCAGCUGUUGGACUUCCAGAACCCAGGUGAUGCUGCAUAUGUUGCGAGCCAAAUCUGUGGCCUGGAUGCAAGUGAUUUUACAAUGGCUUUUGAAAUUCUUAGGAACCAGACUGACCCAAAUGGGGUGGUAAAUGAGAUUGACAACUUCAUCACUAAUACUACAGGAAGGACGCCAAGAACAAAUCCGGCCCAACUAAUCUCGAUCUUUGAGCAGAUUAGUAACACAAUUUCUGAUGUUACAAAUUUGAGGAACAAUGCAGUUAGCCUUGCUCCAAUCAUGGACCUGUUUCGGGAUAUUAGCAGUGCGAAUUUCUCCGUUUUAUCGGUGUCCUCUCUUGGAAGUAUGAUAUGUGGCAGGGAAGGCACAUUUUUUGGUGAAGCAUUAGAUGAUAACAGUCUGGGGAACCAAGAAAGACAGUCUAACCAGGGAGAUAAGCCAGAAAUAACCAGCAGGGCACCCACAGUCACUGCUAGUACUCCAUCACCGAGUGAUUCUGCCAGGAAUACACAAAACAGGUCUUAUACUUCUGAUUUAUGUCAGAGCCUUGAGUCGAAUAUUCCGUCUCAGUACAUCUGGAAACUGUUGAAGCCAAUUUUACAGGGAGAUAUUUUAUACUAUCCUGACACGCCUGAUAUACAGAUAAUCAUCAAAGAGACCAACAAGACUUUUGAAGACUUGGCUAGAUUCAGUGAAGCUGCGAUGGUGCUUGAUGCUGAUACACUAAUGCUGGAAUCUUCCUUAGAUAUGCUGACUAAUUUCACAGGAUCUUGCCUCUGUGAGUUACUGGAAAAUGCCACUGCUGGUUUGGACUUGGCUCAACUCAUCACAUCCGAGCUAUCCUUUGUGCCAAGCUUUCUGCGCAAUUUUGGGGUACAGGAGGUGGAGAGUUAUAUCAACAGUAACCAAUACUGGAUGAUGAUCAAGAGUUCAAAUGAGAGCUUUUGUAAAUAUCUAAACAAUUAUCUUGUCAACGGGCAAUUAGAAACCAACUUUGACCUUCGAAACACUUUAGGGAUGAUAGAGCAAGUAGCAGGGAUGAUAUCGGGAUACACACAGUGUAUUAAGUUUGAUAGAUUUCGUGGAUUCAACGACUACGAACAAUUUGUACAAGCCAGUAAGGCAGGUAUUGGAGCAGCCACAUUUUUCGGAGCCCUACAGUUUGAUGAAGUGAGGAUGGACACUAACAAAAGGCCAACUUUCGUCAACUACAGGAUACGUAUGGACCCUGAUAAAGUUGAUAGCACCAAGAGAGUCCAAGACAGAUACUGGCGUCCUGGUCCCAGACGUACACCAGGUAUUGAUACCAAGUACACGACGUUUGGUUUCUCUUAUAUCCAGGACAUGGUAGACCAUGCUAUCAUUCGUUUACAGACUGACACCAAGCAGGACACUGGCAUUGAGCUUCAGAUGUUUCCCUAUCCAUGUUACAUAGAGGACAAGUUUGUGUAUGCCAUCUCACGGUCGCUGCCACUGUUUCUGGUGCUAGCUUGGGUGCUAACUGUUGCCAUGAUUUGUAAGAAUGUGGUGUAUGAGAAGGAAAAGCGACUGAAGGAGGUGAUGAAGAUCAUGGGACUGGGUAACCUGGUUCACUGGAUUGCCUGGUUUAUCAACGCCUUUGUUGUCAUGUUUGUAACCAUUCUUCUCCUAGUCAUCCUUGUCAAGGGAGGAAAAGUGCUGGAGUUCUCCGACCCAUCUGUACUGAUAUUUUUCUUCACUGUGUUUGCCAUUUCUACCAUCAUACAAUGUUUCCUGAUCAGUGUGUUCUUCAGCCGAGCCAAUCUGGCUGCCUGUUGUGCAGGCUUCAUCUAUUUCUUGCUAUACCUGCCCUAUAACCUGUCUAUUCAGUGGGAGGAACAGAUGACUGGUGGUCACAAGUUCCUUGGGAGUCUGUCAUCAGGUGUAGCGUUUGGGUUUGGCUGUAGCUACAUUGCCCGCUAUGAAGAGCAGGCUAUAGGCAUCCAGUGGUACAAUCUGGCAGAAACUCCCUCUGUAGAUGAUGACUUCAACAUGCUUUACUGUAUCAUAAUGAUGUUGGUUGACUCUGUCCUGUAUGCCAUAGCUGUAUGGUACAUUGAAGCAGUGUUCCCGGGUGACUUUGGAAUUCCUCGCAAAUGGUACUUCCCCUUCCAGAAGUCAUACUGGUGUGGUACCCAGGGACAUGUGGUUGAUGGAAUGGCCUACACUAUUGGAGAAUCUACAUUGGAACUCAAUGGUUCAUCUGUAAGAACCAUGGAGAAAGAGCCUCAGCACAGACGUCUGGGCGUGGCCAUAAGGAACCUCAAGAAAGUUUACAGCCGGGGAAAGAAGGUGGCAGUAGAUGGACUGACAUUGAAUUUCUAUGAGGGUCAGAUUACCUCCUUCCUUGGCCAUAAUGGUGCAGGAAAAACCACUACCAUGUCGAUUUUGACCGGACUUUUCCCACCAACAGAAGGCACAGCCUUCAUUUAUGGGAAGGACAUUAGAACAGAAAUAGAUGAAAUCAGAAAGAGCAUUGGCAUGUGUCCCCAACACAAUGUUCUGUUUGACCAUUUAACAGUUGAAGAACACUUGUGGUUCUUUGCACGAAUGCGAGGAUUAAGCCCUGAGAAGGUGAAGAAAGAAAUGGAACAGAUGAUUAAAGAUGUAGGCCUACCACACAAACGAAAAGAACUCUCCAACAGCUUAUCAGGUGGUAUGAAGAGGAAGCUCUCAGUUGCCAUAGCAUUCUGUGGAAAUGCCAAAACUGUUAUCUUAGACGAACCAACAGCUGGAGUUGAUCCUUAUGCCAGACGGUCUAUUUGGGAACUCCUCUUCAAAGUUAAGAAAAACCGUACAAUUCUGCUGUCCACCCAUCACAUGGAUGAAGCUGAUGUCCUUGGAGACAGAAUAGCUAUCAUAUCACAGGGCAAGCUCUGCUGCUGUGGCUCCAGUCUCUUUCUCAAGUCCGUUUAUGGCAAUGGCUAUUAUCUCACCAUGGUGCAAUCUAAUGGAGAUGAUCAGGAUGAUGAUUCUGAUGAUUUAGAGGACAGAAAGGAUGCCAUUAAACCUUCAGGGAAGUAUGACAGAUUAAAUAGCUUCCAGAUGGAAGAGAGACCAAUGUCUGGUGGCAGUAUCAUCUCAGGCAACAGCACCAGGACUAUCAAGCAAGUCGAGCCUUCCAUGUCAGAGACUGCAGAUGAGGGUUAUGCUGAUAGUAACACAGAGAGAAGUGAUAGUGACCCCCCUACACCACCUCCAGAAUCAGCUACCAUGAUCCCAGGUUUUAGUGUAGAACGUGUGGCAGCAUUUGUGAGGAAGUAUGUAGCUAAGGCACGGCUUGUAGAAGAUAACAAUGCUGAGCUGACAUUCCAGCUCCCUGAGCAGGCAGCACAUGAAGGAAAGUUUCAGAAAAUGUUCAAAGCUCUGGAACAUUGUCACAAGGACCUUGGCAUCUCAAGCUUUGGUAUCUCUGACACAAGUCUUGAGGAGGUUUUCCUGAAAGUCACAGAGGAACAUUCAAAAGACGAUGAACUGGAUGAUGAGUUACUGAGAAACAAACAGGAAGAGACAACAGACAAGGGACGAAUUGCCAAGUCUGUUACACGCCUGAGCUUUAGAAGGAAGAAGAAGAAAUCCUUACUCAAGUCUUUAGCACAGGCAUCAAAACGAGGAAAAGUUAAGGUGGACACUGAUAAUCUUUUGUCUGACACAGUCACUUUUGCAGUUGGAAAAUUGCGAUCUGGAGAGUCUGUAGUGUCUGAGGCAGUGUCGGAGAAAGGUGAUGUUGGCUUUAACCAUAAACAGAUGUCAAAAAUUACCGGGAAAUGGCUGAUAGUACGACAGUUUAUAGCCCUCUUUAUUAAGAGGUUCCAUCGUGUGAGAAGGAGUAAGAAGGGUUUUCUGUGUGAGAUUGUACUUCCUGCCAUAUUUGUACUGAUGGCUAUGGUAUUUGCGGAGAUAGCUCCCCCACUGACUGAGGAACCUCCCCUGGAGUUGCACCCAUGGCACUAUAUCCCUAAACUGGGUGAAAAGAAGCUUUACAUGUUUUACAGUAUGGAUGGCCUUGGUCCAAAAGGAGAGAGAAACCUGGAGAUGCUUGUGAAGAAUCCUUGUGUUGGUAAUCGAUGCAUGAACCCCUCUAUUCAUACCAUACCUGAGUUCCCAUGUAGUGACGACUGGAGAAGCAAGGCUAUUAGACAGUGGUCCUCACCUACCACGACCAAGGGUAACAACAUUCAGUGUUCCUGUGACUCUGGCUGGCAGAGAUGUCCUGAUGGUGCUGGCGGUCCAGAACCACCCUAUGUGAAUCUACCAACUACAGAUACUCUGUACAACAUGACAGACCGUAGCAUUAGUGAUUGGCUCCUCAAAACUCACAAACGUUACAUAAAGAGAAGGUUCGGUGGGUUUUCCUUUGGAGAUGUAGAGCCUAUAGCUGUUGAGCUACAGAAAGCCCUACAGAACAUGUCACAAGUUUUCAAUACAACCUCAAAUGACUGGAACUGGGUUCGCGACCUCUUCUCCGCGGACGUCAACAAGGUAUGGUACAACAACAAGGGCUGGGCAGCCAUUGUAGCUUACACGAACGUAAUGAACAACUUGAUUCUACGGAGCAUGGCCCCCAAUACUUCAAAUCCAUCAGACUAUGGCAUUGUAACAUUUAACCAUCCUGUGGAAUACACAAAGUCUCAACUCACCACCAAACUACUGCGAGCCAGUGGCGUGGACCUAGUUAUAGCCAUCUGUAUGAUCUUCGCCAUGUCCUUCAUACCAGCAAGCUUUACUAUGGUACUGAUAGAGGAACGUGCAUCCAACUCAAAGCACCUGCAAUUUGUUAGUGGUGUGAACCCUACUGUGUAUUGGAUAUCUAACAGUGCUUGGGACAUGAUGAGCUAUUUUGUGUCCUGUGUGAUGAUGUUGUUUAUUUUCCUGGCAUUUGGACGAGAAGCAUAUGUUGGUCCAAUGAAUGGGCCCUGUCUGCUUGCUCUUCUUUUCUUCUAUGGGUGGGCAAUGAUCCCUUUGAUGCAUCCAUUCAGUCGCCUCUUUAGUAUUCCCAGUACUGCCAUGGUAACGCUGCAGUCUAUCAACAUCUUUAUUGGCACCACCACUACCAUGGCAACCUUCAUCCUGGAAUUCCUGGAACAGUCUGAUGAGGAGCUUAAAGACAUCAACAUCCUACUGAAGAAAGUGUUCCUGGUGUUCCCCCAGUAUUGCCUGGGGCGUGGUCUCAUGGAUAUGUCUACAAACCAACUGUAUGCAGAGGCUAAUGCAGAGUUUGGUUUCUCAUCUGGCGGGCCACCAAGUCCAUUUGAGUUUGACCAGGUGGGCAAGAAUCUUGUGGCUAUGUUCAUUGUUGGUGUAGUUUUCUUCACUUUUAAUGUACUGCUGGAGUACAACUUCUGUAUCAGUCGAGGGAAAAAGUGUUUCUGGCAGAGAAAGCCCACUCACGCCAGCUUGGAGGACGAAGAUCCUGAUGUAGCCAGAGAAAGGAAGCGUGUUAUGGAGAAAAGAAAUACUGACGAUGAUGUGUUGAGAUUAGAAGGGCUUACAAAGGUGUAUGGACUACGAGGUAAGAAAGGAAGAAAUACUGCCGUUGAUAACCUUUGUGUUGGAGUCCCAAAAGGACAGUGCUUUGGACUUUUGGGUGUCAAUGGAGCUGGCAAGACCACCACAUUUAAGAUGCUGACUGGUGAUGUCAGUGUUACCGAGGGAAACGCUUUUGUCAAUGGCAAAAGUAUUCUUACUGACAUGGUGAGUGUACACAGGAGCAUCGGAUACUGUCCACAAUUUGAUGCCUUCGACAAUCUUCUCACUGGCAGAGAAAUACUGUCAUUCUAUGCUAGACUCCGUGGUGUUCCUGAAAGGGACAUCAAAGAGGUCGCUGAGUGGGCAGUGAGAAGACUGAACCUGUCACAGUAUGCAGACAAAAUAUCAGAGGGUUACUCUGGAGGGAACAAGCGUAAACUGUCCACAGCUAUCUCACUUAUUGGGAACCCAUCCAUAAUAUUCCUUGAUGAACCAACGACUGGCAUGGAUCCUCGUGCUCGAAGGUUUUUGUGGAAUUGUAUCAACGCCAUUGUGAAAGAUGGCCGAUCAGUUAUACUUACUUCACACAGUAUGGAGGAGUGUGAGGCCCUCUGUAGUCGCUUAGGCAUUAUGGUCAAUGGAAGGUUUAUGUGUAUGGGCAGUACCCAGCAUCUCAAAAACAGGUUUGGCGAGGGAUACACAGUGAUAUUCCGAGUAGCAGGAGAGCGUCCUAAUCUUAAAGCAGUACACAGUUUCAUCAUGCACUCAUUUGAAGGCACAGAACUUAAAGAAAAACACUACAACAUGGUCCAAUACCAGCUCAAGAGUGAUGUCAAGCUUUCUGACUUGUUCAGACAAAUUGAGGCAGUUAAGGAGGAACUCAAUAUAGAAGACUAUUCUGUGUCCCAGACUACAAUGGAUCAGGUUUUCAUCAACUUUGCCAAACUGCAGACAGACUUGUUGGAUGAUGUACCAGAUCAAAACGCAAUGCAAAAAGAUAUUGAAGAAAUCCCUAUUGCUGGAGUAUCUGGUGAGACCAACGUGGAUGAGGAGAGCCUAGCGGGCAGUACUUUGGAUCUAAUCCCUGGCAGGAACAGAAGUGUAUCAGAUGCCGACUCGCGCCUUAACAUGAAAGAGAUUAACAGUCGGUUUGAUUAUACUGAUGAGGAGAGUUUGGCUGGCAGUACUGUUGAUCUCAUUCGACCCGGCAGUGCUCGCAGCAGUCAACGCAGCACACACAACCCUGAUUAUUUCCCGAAUGUGGAAAUAUUCUAGUUUUAUCGUUGUUGAUCGUGUUAUGUAUCCAAACAGACUGUAUAUUGGAGAUCAUGAUGAUAUUGAUUUAAUGUAUAUUUGUAUUUUAAUGUAUUGCUGAUUUCAGAACUUUAUAUGUCAGAUAUUUUUUAUCUCGGACCUCUUGUCACGGACUUUCGCUGUAUUUUUAAGUGCUAUAAUUGUGGAUCAAUGAUAUUUUUACUGUGAACAACAAAUAUAUAGUCUCAGUAUUUACAUAUUUAUCAAAGACAUCCAGUAAAUCCAUCUAUUACCUAGUAUAUGUGUUGUUGGCACAACAUUCUGUAGGUCUUACUUUUCCUGAUAUUAAAUAGAAAGAUGAUGCUGUGAUUUAAAUAAUGCUCAUUGUCCUGAGAUUUUAACAAAGCAAUUGCGAUGACAACUUAUGUAUCUAACACAAACUACAUACAUCUUGUAAGCAAUAUUAUUUUAAUUUUCUUGUAUCUCUAUAUUCAUCUGUCUUGAAGAGACCCCAUGAAAAGUGUUUGGUCAUCUUCUUCACUUUUUCACAUUUUAAAAUGCUCCAUAAAGUAUUUUUUACCUUUUACCUCAACAGUGCAUGUGCCUAGAGGCCAUUGUUCUAAAUAUGAACAAUAUUCUGUGAAUUACUCAAGACUUUAUCUUUUUUGAUAUUAAUAUAUUUAUGACAGUCGAGGAGUGCACUUAUUGAUAUUCUUAUAAUGUGUUUGUUGGCAAAACUAAAUCAACAUCUCAAGAAUGCAUACCUGUUGGCUAUUGUUUAAUGUACAGGUAAAAGGAAAUAAGAUAAAAUCAUGAAAAUAAAAGAAUAAUUCUUGAUUAUGCAGAAAGAGUUUUCCGUCCUGAUGAUUGAAUCAACUGCUGGACAGGUUAUAAUGAUUUUUAUCUACUGUUCAUUAAAUUGCAUUAUUUAAACAUUCAAUAUGUGUUAUUUGGUGGGUUGAACUAAGUAAUCAUGAUAUGAGUUAUUUUAAUACUUCUUUGUAUGAUGAUUGAUUAAACAUGGCUCUAUCGGGUGGUUAUUGAUUAAACAUGACUCAAUCGAGUGAUUAUUGAUUAAACACGACUCAAUCGAGUGAUUAUUGAUUAAACAUGACUCAAUCGAGUGAUUAUUGAUUAAACAUGGCUCUAUCGGGUGGUUAUUGAUUAAACAUGGCUCUAUCGGGUGGUUAUUGAUUAAACAUGGCUCUAUCGGGUGGUUAUUGAUUAAACAUGGCUCUAUCGGGUGGUUAUUGAUUAAACAUGGCUCUAUCGGGUGGUUAUUGAUUAAACAUGGCUCUAUCGGGUGGUUAUUGAUUAAACAUGGCUCUAUCGGGUGGUUAUUGAUUAAACAUGGCUCUAUCGGGUGGUUAUUGAUUAAACAUGACUCAAUCGAAUGAUUAUUGAUUAAACAUGGCUCUAUCGGGUGGUUAUUGAUUAAACAUGGCUCUAUCGGGUGGUUAUUGAUUAAACAUGGCUCUAUCGGGUGGUUAUUGAUUAAACAUGACUCAAUCGAGUGAUUAUUGAUUAAACAUGACUCACUCGAGUGAUGAUUGAUUAAACAUGACUCAAUCGAGUGAUUAUUGAUUAAA
This is a messenger RNA of Ylistrum balloti, 9011 nucleotides long. Its product is annotated as phospholipid-transporting ATPase ABCA1-like. Gene Ontology annotation, biological process: transmembrane transport; lipid transport. Gene Ontology annotation, cellular component: intracellular membrane-bounded organelle; membrane. The transcript has 49 exons. The record is from RefSeq and is a predicted model, not a curated record. The coding region runs from base 1 to 7443 and encodes 2480 amino acids. Lineage: Eukaryota; Metazoa; Mollusca; Bivalvia; Pectinida; Pectinidae. Gene Ontology annotation, molecular function: ATP binding; lipid carrier activity; ABC-type transporter activity.